AUGAAAAGCUCUACUCUCCUCUUCACUCUCACCACCUGCAUCUCAUCCACUCUCGCACAAAGUGGCCAAGCUACCACAACACGCUAUUAUGACGGUCUGAAAGGAGCAUGUGGCUGUGGUCCUGCAACAGGAAACUCCAUGUUCUCCUGGCAAAGCAGUAUCGGCACCGGCAUCUACACAGCUGCUGUCUCCCAAGCCCUGUACGACACUGGCGGGCUAUCCUGGUGCGGGGCUGGCUGCGGCAAAUGCUACCAACUGACAUCCACCGGGUCGGCGCCCUGCUCGAGCUGCGGCACGGGCGGUGCCAGCGGACAGAGCAUCAUUGUGAUGGCGACGAAUCUCUGUCCGAACAGUGGGAACGCUCAGUGGUGCGCUAGCGUGGGUGGCACGAACGAUUAUGGGUUCGAAUACCAUUUUGAUAUUAUGGCGCAGAGUGAGGUGCUGGGGGAUAACCCGGUGGUGGAUUUCGAGGAGGUGACUUGUCCGAGUGCCGCGUUGACGGAUUAUGCGCAGUGUCAGUGUGCUUGA
Messenger RNA from Lachnellula hyalina, 528 nucleotides. It is a transcript of the gene egl5, whose product is annotated as Endoglucanase-5. Gene Ontology annotation, biological process: carbohydrate metabolic process. The record is from RefSeq and is a predicted model, not a curated record. Lineage: Eukaryota; Fungi; Ascomycota; Leotiomycetes; Helotiales; Lachnaceae. Gene Ontology annotation, molecular function: cellulase activity. Bases 1 to 528 code for a protein of 175 amino acids. The transcript has 3 exons.